ACCUAACCUCCCAAUUUACAUUCAACGCCGGACAAAAUUUUAAUUGACAAUCAACAAUAAGUAUCGCGAAAGUGCUCGUCUAACUCCCACGUGAGCAUAUAGGCUCUGAAGCAAGUGCAACAUCUCUUCUUAGAUUGUAUGUGCAUCAUCUGCACGUGAGAUUCCUUCCCUUCAUAUAUUCAAACUUGUCAUCGCAUAGGUUGCAUUGGCACUUUUUCGGACCAAUAGCAGUGACGGACUCAGAUUUAGAAUCGAAGUGAGGAAGGGAAAUUUGGAGUUUUCAACUUUUUGUGGAAGGAAUGUAGGAAGAGGGAAAUUUGGUUCUUUCAAUUUUAUGGAAUAGAAAGAGGAGGAAAAAUUGAGUGUUUCUAAUUUAUGGAAGGAGAAAGAAUGAGAGAAAUUUUAGUAUUUUUUUUUUUUGGUGAAAAGAAAGAAGGAAACAAAUUUGGUGAUUUCAAUUUUUUGGUUUUUCAAAAUUUUAGUCUUUGAAAUAUGAAUCUUUAAUUUUUAUAUGGAGGACAUGACUAGUUAAAUUUAUUCUUGUAUGCUUUGAAGACUAGUAUAUAUAUGUAUGUAAUUGUUUAUGGGCUAAUAAAUAAAUUAACCAUUAGUUACAAUAAUUAUACUAAACUUGAUAAAUAAUCUUUGAUGGAAAUAACCUCUUUUUUAUUUAUUUGCAAACGUAAAAUGACCAGAUAUUCUUUUUUAUUACAGUAUUCCUGUACAAGUUGAGUUUCUAUAUUUCCAAGCUUCCGAAAACAAAUUCUGUACUAAGAUCCCCCAUUUACCCGAAGAAAAUUCCCAUGUACACUACCUAACUUCCCAAUUUACAUUCAACGCCGGACAAAAUUUCAAUUGACAUUCAACAAAAGUAUCGCAAAAGUGCUCGUCUAACUCCCACGUGAGCAUAUAGACUUUGAAGCAAGUGCAACAUCUUUUCUUAGAUUGUAUGUGCAGUAUCUGCACGUGAGAUUCCCUUCUCUUCAGAUAUUCAAACUUAUCAUCGCAUAGGUUGCAUUGGAACUUUUUUGGACUAAUAGCAGUGACAGACUCAUAUUUAGAAUCGAAGUGAGGAGAUAGAGAGUGCCAAGACGGCGACGGAGAGGGGGAGAAACUUGUGGUGGUGCGCCGGCGUUGUCGAUGGUGGUGUAGGUAGAGUCGCCCACCGUCGAUGCUGGGGAUGUGGUUGGGAUUGUGGAGGUGGUAGUAGCGCUGCUCCAGAGGUAUUUGGAACGCGCUCUGUCCUGGUGUCGUGGGGGGGGGGGGGGGAGAACAUGCGGUGGUAUGUCGACGUUGACGUUGGAGGUGUCGAAAGAAUCGCCCACAGUCGACGUUGAGGCUGGGGUUGGACUUGUGGAGGUGACAGUGGCGUUGCUCCGGAGGUUGUUGGAACGCUCUCUGUCUAGGCGGCGGCCGGGGAGGGGGGUGGGGGGUGGGCUACUGGCGGUGGUACGCCGCCAUUGGCUUUGGCAAUGUCGGCAAAGUCGCCAACGGUCGCACAGAGGUUGGGAUUGGGCUUGUGGAGGUGGCGUUGGUCCGGAGGUUAGUAGUAGAUUUUUUUAUGUAUUGGUGGAUGAAUUUACCUUCAUAUCUUUAAUGAAAGAUUGAUGAAGAAAAGUUUAAUCAUCUAAACUUGCAAAUAAAAUUAAAAAAACCCAUCUAAACUCAAGCAUGAUACAGUAGCUGAAUAGACAGCCUACAAAAGUAAAUGAUGAAAAUGUUAACCGGGCAGGAUUAAGUUGCUUAAACAUUAUAUGGGUUUAUUAUGGUAAUGAGAUUGAACUAAUAGCUAGGAAUUUCAAAAAUACUCCAUAUUUUCCGAAUGUUUUAACCCUCUCAUAGGAAGUUAAGUCGGCACAACGUCAUAAAUAAUCUAUGCAUGGUUCAUCCUCAAUAAUGGUUGUGUGACACUCAUAACGUCAUAAAUAAUCUAUGCAUGGUUCAUUCUCAAUAAUGGUUGUGUGACACUCAUAACAGAGAUAAUAAUGGUCGGUAAAAGUGGAAUAUGUAAAAUGAACGAGGAUAUUAUUGUCAUCCAACACCAUAGAUUCUACCUACCUUUAAUAAUCUCACGUAUUAAGUCACAGAUUUUAUAAUCCAUGUGGUCAAUGGAUUUCAGCAUAAAAAAAAUCCCCACAUGUGGACCCCCACAUAUUUGAGCAAAGUUCAAUAUUUAUCAACAUAUAUGAAUUAUGAAGAUAAUCCAUCAUGUACUGGACUUUGGGAUAAAAUCCACCAUGAAAAUACCAUAAGCAAACAACCCCCAAAAUACUCUCCUGUUAAAAAAAAAAUAAAAAUUCCAACAAUUCGAUCCCGGUACGGAUGGCUUGUUGUUGUCUUGUUGGUGAAUCAUGGAAUAGUUCUUCCCAAGAAGAAACCAUCGAACUGCAGAAAAGAUAGCCCAACCUCCACCAACCUCCUCGGCUUCACUAGUCAAUAUUCAGCUCACCCAAACUUCGCCUCCUUCCUUAGCCACUUUUACACUUCCCUUUGACUUCCUCCUCUCCAUUUCCACAACAAUCAAACACCCUCCUGCUCCAGCGACGGAUCCAGAACAUAAUAGAGCAUUGUGCCAUUUUUUUUUAUAAAAAAAAAAAGACGAAGAGGGUUGGACCGUAAUGCAAAGAACACCGAACAGAAUACCAAAAUUCAAAAAAUUUUACAAGUGUUGUACUAGCUCUGGAUCGAGGGAGGGUUGAGCCGUGGCCCAGGGGCGGCCCCGCCGCUGCCCUCCUCCAGCGAAAUUUUCAUCGUAAGUGACUAAGAUUCAUACAUUAACAUCUUACAACAAUUCGGACUAUUUAGAUCGGUUGUACUCUUUUUUAACACGAUACCAGAACUGGGUUAUCUUUGAAGUCACGCGUGUUUUAAAUCCUCACAACUAUAAUAUUAACAACCGACUAAUAGGAUCAGUUUUGACCUAAGAUUAAAUGUGUCAAUUUAAGUGAUUUAGGCGACACAAUUUGAAUAUUAGGGCGUCAAAUAUCAAAUCCCUAAAAUUACACCGAUUACAAACUCCCGGAUUUUACAGACUACACUAUUCUUCCCCGCAACAACAAAUUCUAGACGAAUGACAGAGACAACAUAUGGAUGGCUUGUGUAUCUUUCUACUUCGUCUUCUUUGGGCUCUUGAUAACUUGUUCAAAGUAGUAACACACACACCACCAUUAGAGGUGGUUGGUGUAGUUAGCUCAUCUCCUCUAACCUUACUACACCACACCCCAUCUGAUAUUUUUUUCCCCUCUGUUUUUCCUCCAUCUUCAACUAGGCCCUGUUUUUUCGGUCUUCCCCCUCAAAACCCAAUAUGGAAUUGCCGGUUAGAUCACCACCACCGGAGCCGAUCUCCGGCGACAGGAGAUCACCAGCCUCAUUCCAAAUCGAAACCAAGAACUUGUCCUACCAAGUAGCAUCCAGCAACCUGCCAUGGAAAUGGGUGCCUUUUGUUUCUUCUUCUUCUUCCUCUUCUUCAGGUUUUAUUCUAAGGGAUGUGAAUUUCGUAGCCCGGCCCGGAGAGUUAACCGCCAUCGCCGGUCCCAGUGGAGCAGGGAAGACCACUUUGCUCGAGAUUGUAGCAGGGAAGAUCAGUUCUAGCUGCCGUCAGGUCUCCGGCGAAGUUCUGAUCAAUAGCCGGCCGUUAGACGCCAGAGCAAUCCGGAGGCAAUCAGGAUUCGUGACUCAGGAAGAUGCUCUGUUUCCUGAGCUGACAGUGGAGGAAACCCUGACGUACAGCGCGCAGCUGAAGUUGCCUGGCGGGAGAGCCGAGGCUUCGGGUCGGGUCGGGAAGCUGAUUCAGGAACUGGGUCUGGUUCGCGUUUCGAAAUCUCGGGUGGGUUCGAUCUCGGGUGGGGAAAGGAGGAGGGUGUCGAUCGGGGUCGAUCUGGUUCACGACCCUGCUGUUGUGUUUGUGGACGAGCCGACCUCGGGUUUGGAUUCGGCCGCGGCUCUUCAGGUUGUGGAGCUUCUGAAGGCGAUGGCGGUUAAUCAGGGUAAGACCGUUGUCCUGACCAUUCACCAACCCGGGUUUCGAAUCUUGAGUCUCUUCGAUCGGGUCGCUCUACUUUCGAAUGGGUGCCUUGUCCAUUGUGGCUCUGUGCGAAGUCUCGAGGAAACAAUCAAGCGUGUCGGGCACUACAUCCCUCGUCGGGUCAAUGUGCUCGAAUUCGCCAUCGAUGUGGCGAGCGUGGUGGUGGUUCGUAACCCGAACCGGUCCGAUCAGGAUUUCGAUGUCCAGUUAUCUGUUAUGUCGCUGAACAACAUCUUCAAACAUCACAACUCUAUUUUCGGGGAAGUCGUGAUUCUGGCAAAGAGAUUCUGUAACAACAUUUUCAGGACGAAGCAAUUGUUCCUAGCUAGGGUCGUUCAAGCAUCGGUUUCCGGAUUAAUACUUGGAACAAUAUUCCUCAAUGUGGGCAAUGAAACAGGAGGCAAUGCAACGCAGACGCUCCUAGGAUUCUUCGCAUUCUCGCUCACGUUCCUGCUCUCCUCCACAACUGAGGUCCUCCCGAUCUUCUUGGAGGAGCGAAGGAUACUGAUGAAGGAGACCUCGAGCAGCGCCUACAGGGUCUCCUCCUACGUCUUAUCAAACACGUUGAUCUUUCUUCCAUUCCUUUUUAUGGUAGCCAUGUUGUACGCCACCCCAGUGUAUUGGUUGGUCGGCUUGAGAAGGGAGCUCGAUGGGUUCCUCUACUUCUCGCUCGUGGUCUGGAUGGUGAUCUCGAUGUCGAACUCGUUCGUGGCAUGCUUCAGUGCUCUCGUCCCGAACUUCAUCAUGGGGACAUCGGUGAUCUCGGGGCUGAUGGGUUCAUUCUUCCUCUUCUCUGGCUACUUCAUAGCCAAAGAUGACAUCCCUGUGUAUUGGAAGUUCAUGCAUUACUUGAGCUUGUUCAGGUACCCAUUUGAGUGUUUCUUGAUCAAUGAGUAUGGAGGGGAGCAAGGGAAGAACAGGUGCUUGCAGUUCUCUUCUGAUGGCGAGGGAGAGGGUGGGCUCAAUUGUCAAUUGGAUGGGAGUGGGUUCUUGAGGCAGCAAGGGCUUGUGGCCUCUCAAAAAUGGACCAAUUUGGGUGUGAUGUUGGGCUUUAUGGUUGUUUACAGGCUGCUUUGCUAUUUCAUUUUAAGGUGUAGAAUUUACAGAUAUUGAACACAAUUCUUUGGAAUAGGCACAUAUUUAUACUUGUUUUCACUAUUCAUAUAUUGACAAUGAUGUUUAUUACUUUAUUUGGAGGUGCAUAUAGUUGUAAACUAUUACUAGCUUCUUGUCCAAAGUUUCGCUAAACUUCAGAACGUAACAAAGUAGCCACAGAAAAUCGUACCUCGUUUCAUAAUUCCAUACAUAAAUACGAUUAGUCACUAUUGUGCUCUAUAUUAAACAAAAACCCUCUUGUAAGGAAGCCGGUGCAUAACAAAAUUAUGUAAUUCUAGAAGCAAUUCCCGAGAAAGUGUUACACUAUAUGGUUAAUGCAAUAACCCUUGCUUCUUUCCACCUGAAUAUGUCCACCUCGUGCCUAACCAAGACUUAUUUCUCUUUACGCGAGCAAGUGAAUCACAUUUGAUAUAUUUCUUUGAAAGUCAUUUAGAACGAAUAAGAAGAAGUUCGAGGACAACUAUCAGAUAAGGGCAUAAAAGAGAGGAAGAAGGGAGAACUCAAAUGAGUGAGCUGGGGGUUGAGUCGGUCUUGAGGUUUAGAUCACAGUGAACAAAUCAAGCUGAUUUUUUAGUUCCUAACAUUUUUAAUAUCAGUUUGAUUGAGAUGACACAUUUAUUUAUUUAUUCAUAACUAAAAACAAUUCAAUAAAAUGAUAAAUAUUUUUAUUUAUUAAAGGGAGGCAAUAACCGCCAAAGUUACAGAGGACUAACGACUACAACCAUGAUUAAACAUCAAAGAGGAGGCAAAACAGAGGCGACCCAGAAAAACAAACAUGGGAAACAUUAUUAAGACACCUCAGUACGAGUUACUUGUCUAGAAAAGCUGAUUCCUAUUAGGUCUUCGCGACAUAUCCUGUCAAGUUCUAAUGGGGUCAACUAGUUCAUGCGUACCGAACGAAUAAAACGAUAAUUUCAUU
Linum trigynum is the source of this 6059-nucleotide messenger RNA. NCBI's taxonomy places the organism in Eukaryota, Viridiplantae, Streptophyta, Magnoliopsida, Malpighiales, Linaceae. The record is from the annotation of a GenBank genome assembly.